CUAGUCUCGGAGAAACCUGUUUCACGUCUGCUGUAAAUCACACUGAGCCUACAGUACCAGCGCUGAAAUUUGUUACCUUGUUGCGAGUAUUUUUGGCGAGCGAUAGCAGCAAGUGAUAUCACCCGCAGUCUGCCGUUUGGGAGAAGAGAGUAGAGUUGUUGAGCAAGGACUUAACGUUUCGCCGGAUCGUUUUCAGGCACAGUUCAACUAUAAGUGCAUAUUUAUAAUUCAGUGGAAAUGUCUGAAAACAAGCCGAAUGAUGAGCCAAAGUUAUCUACGACAGACCGGGCGGUCAAAUCGGUGCCCUUCCCCCCCAGUCACCGUCUGACGGCGAAGGAGGUGUUCGACAGCGACGGCAAGCCCAAGGUGGACGUGCUGAAGGGCCACCUGACCAAGGAGGGGCGCGUGGAGGAGGCGGUGGCCCUGCGGCUCAUCGGCGAGGGCGCCACCAUACUGCGCGCCGAGAAGAACCUGCUCGACAUCGAGGCACCUGUCACAGUGUGUGGUGACAUCCACGGGCAGUUCUUCGACCUGAUGAAGCUGUUCGAGGUGGGGGGGAGCCCUGCCACCACUCGCUACCUUUUCCUGGGGGACUAUGUGGACAGAGGGUAUUUCAGUAUUGAAUGUGUGCUGUACUUAUGGGCUUUAAAAAUCCUUUAUCCCAAAACUCUGUUUUUGCUUCGUGGGAACCAUGAAUGUAGACAUUUAACAGAGUACUUCACCUUCAAACAGGAAUGUAGGAUUAAGUAUUCGGAGCGUGUGUAUGACGCCUGUAUGGAUGCCUUUGACUGCCUCCCCCUGGCUGCCCUCAUGAACCAGCAGUUCCUGUGUGUACACGGUGGCCUGUCCCCAGAAAUCACCAACCUAGACGACAUCAGGAAAUUAGACAGGUUCAAGGAGCCCCCGGCGUACGGCCCCAUGUGUGACCUGCUCUGGUCAGAUCCACUGGAGGACUUUGGCAACGAGAAGACCCAGGAACAUUUCACACACAACACAGUCAGAGGCUGCUCCUACUUUUACAGUUACCCUGCCGUCUGUGACUUCCUCCAGCACAAUAACUUAUUAUCCGUCAUCAGAGCCCACGAAGCACAGGAUGCUGGGUACCGCAUGUACAGAAAGAGCCAGACCACAGGCUUCCCCUCCCUCAUCACAAUCUUCUCCGCACCCAACUACUUAGAUGUCUACAACAACAAAGCGGCUGUACUAAAGUAUGAGAAUAAUGUGAUGAACAUCAGACAGUUUAACUGCUCCCCUCAUCCCUACUGGCUGCCUAACUUCAUGGAUGUCUUCACCUGGUCACUGCCGUUUGUGGGAGAGAAAGUCACUGAGAUGCUGGUGAAUGUCUUAAGCAUCUGUUCCAAUGACGAGCUCACUACUGAUGAAGAAAUCGAUGGACAGCUAAUAUAUACCCCAAAGAAAGGUGCCACCGCUUCUGCGCGCAAGGAGGUCAUCAGAAACAAGAUUCGUGCCAUUGGGAAGAUGGCCAGAGUUUUCUCUGUGCUCCGAGAGGAGAGUGAGAGUGUGCUGACGCUGAAAGGCCUGACCCCCACCGGUAUGCUACCUAGCGGAGUGCUGUCCGGGGGCAAAGAGAAACUCCAGAAUGAAACCGCAGCUACUAUUGAGGCCAUAGAGUCUGAAGAAGCCAUCAAGGGCUUCUCUCCUCAGCACAAGAUCUCGAGCUUCGCGGAGGCUAAGGGCUUGGACCGCAUUAACGAGCGAAUGCCCCCGCGCCGUGACGGCCUGCCGUCCGACGCCAGCCUCAACUCGCUCAACAAGGCGCUGUCGUCCGAGACCAACGGCACCGAGGGCAAGGGCAGCGGCAGCAGCGGCAGCAGCAACAUCCAGUGAGGCGCGGCAGGGGGCGCUAGAUAGCCACUGGAGUUUGGCGUAUCGCGGCAGGAUGCCCCCCUCACCCCACACCCCCCUUCAUCGCUUCUCUCCCUGGUGUUGGUGGGGUGAGGGGGGUGGGGCGGAGGGGUGCUGGGUAUUUGAGACUGGAGGGUUUGGAAAGACAGGCAUGAAAAGCAUGGGAAACAGCAUUAAAUAAAAUGAGAGAGAAAAAAAUGAAAACGGCAACAACAACAAAAAAAUGCAGGGGUGAUGCGUCACUUUCAAGUCUUUGAAUAUGCCUUUAAAAUACAUCAACUACAAAAAAAGGAGAGAAAAAACUAUAUUGCUUGUAGAAACCAUAAAAAAAAAAGUAAUCGCUGGUUCACUCUUUUCCAAGCGGUCAGGGUGGGGAGGUAGGGGUUUGGUGAUGGUGCAUGGCUGAGCGGCGAGGUUGAUGGAGAUCUUAACUGGGAAUCUGGCUAGUAGCCGCCUCUGGCACGGAACCGGUUCUCGUCUGGCACUGACCUGGCUCGAUCUGGGCCCGCUCUGAACCGGAUGCACGCCAGAGGCGGCUGCUGUCGGGCAGGUUUUUACAGAUGGCCUUCACUGAGAUACUGGACAUGGAAAUUUUGUGUAACUUCUUACUAACUAUUGUUCGUUUACAAAAAUACAGCACUAAAAAUGGACAAAACAUGAAAACAAAAAAUGUUUUUAACAUAUAAAGGGUGUACAAACUAAAUAAGGACUAUUUAUUGAUAAAGUUUUUUGCUACUCUUAUAAAACUAGCUCUGAAAUAAAUUAGGCAGUCUUAAAAGAAUGUUGCAACAUUGUUAAAUGCCAAAAAUGGGACGUUUUAUGGUUUUGUACAGAUUAUGCUUACCUCAGGAUUAUUUGAGUGUGUGCGCUUUGACCCGACUUUCUGUAUAAUGGCUGUUGAUCAUGGUUUUGAACUUGGUUAUGAAUACCUAUUUUCUUGGAAUUUAAUAACUGGAAUUUACAUUUAACGUUUAUCUAUCAUUUGCAAAUAUGUUUUUUUUUUUUUUGUUGUUUGUUUUUUUGGGGGGGGGGGAAUAGAUUUAUCGUGGCUUGCUGGAAUUCUGUGAGUGUUAAAUUUUCUUUUAAGUAUUGCGAACAAAAAAUAUAUAAAGCAUCUAUAUUCUGUAAAAAAAAAAUGACCUAAGUAACUGAAGUACCAGCCUAUGCAUGUUUUAUAAAAAAAAAAAAUGUACAACAGAAAUAGACCUGAAUUCAAGUUCUUUGGCUUCUGACAGCCAUUUUGAAAUGUAGUGCGCUUUGUGGAAGUAUACUGGACAACUAUACCGCCAUCUUUAUAUUACGAAUGGGGGGAAAUGCUUUAUGCCUUGAAAUCCUUCUUUUUUGUAACGUAAAGCAUCGGAACUAUUUAAGGCGAGGGAGGAAUCAUGGUCUUUUUAAAAACCUAACGCUUGUAAGUGCACACCUAGUCUGAGUCAGCAUGUCUAGCGCCUCCUGUGAAAUGGUAGGUUUGUGGUUCCAUGUGAAAUGUCAAACUGCAUGACAACUGUCAGUGUCAUACACACUUUUAGAGAUUUUUGUUCUUCGGUUUUGUAAACGUGCCACACAAAGUCAUAAAAAUGAUUACUACUACUAUUAUUAAUAUUAUUAUUAUUAUUAUUAUUAUUAUUAUUAUAUUUGUUACCUUGCUUUGUGUGCCACUGCAGAGCAAAGCUACAAAUAAUGAAUUUUAAGAGAAAUCCGAAACUCCAUUCAAUCUUUUUUAACCAACUGCUUCAGUGCCCAAGUAAUUCACUACACAACAUAAAGCCUUGCUUUUGUCAUUUAACUUUGAAACUGUUGGCAGAUGACGCAUGCACUUGCAACUAUGGAAGUAUUUUAUAUUACUGUUCAAUAAAACGCGCAUGAAAUUCAA
Messenger RNA from Clupea harengus (Atlantic herring), 3739 nucleotides. RefSeq names its product serine/threonine-protein phosphatase 2B catalytic subunit alpha isoform. The coding region runs from base 238 to 1848 and encodes 536 amino acids. Gene Ontology annotation, biological process: calcineurin-mediated signaling. The transcript has 16 exons. The record is from RefSeq and is a predicted model, not a curated record. Gene Ontology annotation, molecular function: calmodulin-dependent protein phosphatase activity. Lineage: Eukaryota; Metazoa; Chordata; Actinopteri; Clupeiformes; Clupeidae.